CCAAACCCUGUUUUUAUGUAAGGGACCUACACACCUUCUCUUCACUCUCUUUAAACAUUUGAAUAAUAUAUUCUCCUAUAACUAUUAGCUAUGGGAAGAGCUCCUUGCUGUGACAAAAAUGGGCUGAAGAAGGGGCCUUGGACUCCAGAAGAAGAUCAGAAACUCAUGGAUUACAUACACAAAAAUGGUUACGGAAAUUGGAGAACUCUUCCAAAGAAUGCUGGUCUGCAAAGAUGCGGGAAGAGUUGCCGACUACGGUGGACAAAUUACCUCCGGCCAGAUAUCAAGAGAGGAAAAUUCUCCUUCGAGGAAGAAGAAACCAUCAUCCAGCUUCAUUGUAUCCUCGGCAACAAAUGGUCCGCGAUAGCAGGUAGACUACCGGGAAGAACUGACAACGAGAUAAAGAACUACUGGAAUACACAUAUUCGUAAGCGGCUGUUGCGUAUGGGGAUUGACCCCGUCACUCACAGCCCCCGCCUCGACCUCCUUGACCUCUCAACCCUCCUAAACUCCGCUCUCUACGCUCAACAACAACAACAACAACAACAACACUCAAACAUCGACUUUUCCAGAUUAAUAGGAACGCAACCUUUGAUCAAUCCGGAAUUAAUAAGGUUGGCAUCUUCCUUGCUUUCCUCAGAUCGUCGAAACCAGCAGGCCUUUCUCAUCACUAAAAAUCAACCAAAUACAAACUGCAACGAUCAAGUUUCUCCAUCUCCGCCGCCGCUUCCGGUUCCAACAACCUCUUCUACCACACCCUCUAAUCAGAACCAGAAUCUGGCCGGCUUUGCGGACUGGCAGCAAAACGACAGUUCGGUUUUUUUGACGGAAGAUUAUUCUCAGCCGGCUAACUACGGAUGUUACUGGUCGGAUCAGUCGAUUGUGGAUACUUCGACGUUUCAGACCAAUUGUAGCAGCAACAACUUCGGCUUUCAAUCCGUUUUAUCCAACAUCUCAUCGCCAUCGUCAAGCCCCACGCCGUUGAAUUCCGGUUCGACUAAUAUGACCGGCAGCGGCAGCACGGAAGAUGAGAGGGAAAGUUACUGCAGCAAUAUGUUAAAGUUUGAGAUUCCGGCGGAUAUUUUGGAUGGCGCCGAUUUCAUCUAAAUUUUUACCAUCCGUGCGAAGCGAGGCCGACAUUGUUAUUUUUCCUCUUUAUUUAGGAUUUUUCUCAAGUUCCAUGCUUCGUGUAAAUUACUUGAUUGGACACUUCAAUUAUUGAUAUAAUUAUGACGACUUUUUGCCAA
Molecule: messenger RNA, 1247 nt
Organism: Salvia hispanica
Lineage: Eukaryota; Viridiplantae; Streptophyta; Magnoliopsida; Lamiales; Lamiaceae
Product: transcription factor MYB102-like
Source: RefSeq, a predicted model, not a curated record